AUGCCCAAGACGCAAGGCAAACGUUGGCGGUUCGUAUCGGUCUGUUCCAAUUGUAAGCUCCGAAAGACAAAAUGUGAUAGAGGAAAUCCAUGUUUGGCAUGCAAAAAAAAAAGUAUACAAGAAACAUGUAAAUAUACAGAUGACAUUCCAGUAUCUAAACCUUACGUCAUAAGCGCAAAUAAGCCGAUGAAUAUGUUAAUUAAGGGCAAGGAGAAGAUCAAUGAUGUAGUUCCUCACUACAGGGAUGCAGAAGAGCAUGUAAAUGGUAGCAGGAAAUCCUCUUCCAAUAGCAAAGAAAUGGAAAAUCCAAAUGUUCGACAGGUUGAUCUCCCUCCCAAAGAUCUAGCUUUAAAAAGGUUUGACGCGAUGGCUGAAAAUGAAGCUAGCAAAAAUCGUUGCAAUACUGAUAAUAUUGUUGAUACAAGAGCUGGAACUGAAGUGAUGAGUGAAAAUACAGUAGGGCGCAGGACUUCUAAAGCGUACUUAUUGAAACGAGAUCUGAGGAGUGUUAACAAAUUUCGUAGGACUCGAGGAAGGUCAGACUAUGAAUCAUUUGUGGGGUUGAAUCCAUUUUCCCUGGAAAAAGAUCUUAUAAUAUUUUAUCCUGAUACCAGAAGAAAGCUCAAGGGUGUAAACUCCGAUUCAUCUGGUCCCUUGUCGUGGACAUCAACCAUACGAAAAGACUUUGCUUUAAGUAUUUUAUGGAAUGAGUAUGUUCACCGCUUAGAGCCGAAUCAUGAUAGAGAGACGGUCGUUGAAGAGGAUACUUCUGCUUAUUGUAAAUACAAGUCGUCCAUGGCCAUAUUAUCGCAUCAAAAGAGUGAUUUUGAAUACAAUCUAGACAAAUUAAAGAUUUUCAAAAGAGAGCUUAAUGAUGACCUUUUGGAUAUCAUUCCUCCUCGAGACGUGAUGUUGAUUUUAAUAGAAAGAUUCUUCACGUGGGUUUAUCCGUAUGUUCCCUUUCUUGAUGAAUACGUAUUUAAGUCUCAAAUAAACAGGAUCUUAAGUGAUGCCUCCAUAGAACUGAUCAACAUAUUCGCCUGGAGCGACUACGCAUACCUCGGAAUUUUACUUAUUGUGCUUAGGUUUUCAAGCUUGUCUUAUUUGUCUAACUCGCAGCCUGAUUCAAAUGUGUUCAAUGAAGAUGAUGACUCAACAAUCUAUUCCCCCAAAGUAGAUCGAUUCGAUUUGGGUCCAAGAUUGUUUGAUGUUUCGUUGAAGUGUAUGGUAAUAGCCAAUUAUAACAAAGGCGACGAUUUUCCUGUAUUUCUUCUCUCCUUGUUCAUAAAGCUCUAUUUCAAGUAUUCUCCUGAGGGUGUCGGUUUAAAUUUAGGAGAGGAGAGAGAUGUCAAGGAGAUAAAUAAGAUUCUCAUACAAAGAGCGCGUGCAGUAGGAUUGGACAAAAUUGGCCCUAUACCAUCAUCUUUUGAAGUCAAUUAUGACUACUUGAAAAGAAAAAUUUGGUGUUUUUUGAUUAUGGCUGAUCUUUCACAGAGUUACUCGUUUGGUUAUCUGACGCAAAUUCCAUUCUCAUGCUUCGAUACAGUGCCGAGCUUCACAAUCGACGAAUCCAAUUUAAUCAAUAAAGACCUUGAUCAAGAGGUGUCUAAUUUUUUCUUUCUUAGUUGCAACUUAUCCCCAUCUCUUCGUCCACUACUCCGAGCGAUUUCAAUGAGAGAUGGCUGCAAAGUGGGCGCAUUAUGUGGCAUGAUCAGCAACUUUGAGAAGCAAUUUAAUAAGGAAUUUGGAUCUUUGGAGAUUUGCUUAAAGGCGGAGGAUGCAGACAUAAGAUUGGAAACAUUUAAAAGGCAAUUCUCAGUUAAAUCUUACUUGGCAUUCAGUACUUUUUUGGUGUCCAUCUUUUUUCAUUUAUUUCUACAUUUUGAGAUAAGCGAGUACAAUUUGGCCUUUUUAUACCUUAAAAAAGCCUUACUAUUGAUAUCUGAACUCCAAGGGUCAUUGCCUACUCUUUUUCAUGAAAGUAAUUAUUCUUGCGACUUUAUUAUUAACACUACUAUUGAGAAGUUUACUCAUAGGGCCAAUCAAAUACUUUUAGCAGUGCUAUUCAGGAUUUCCAUCAUCAAAUACAAAUUUGAAGCUUCGCGGACUGAAGAGGACGAGGAAUCGGCUGAGUAUGUAUCAUUGUUAACUGAUAUUAAAGAAGUCCUUUUAAAGUGUAUAAAUAAUUCAAUUUCGAUCCUUUCAUGUUUAUCAAAAAAUUACGCCGAUACGAGGUGCUUAAUUAAAGUGAGCAGAGUGUUUUUGGACUCACUUUUGGAUCUGGAAGUAAUUAAAAGAAUCAGUAUUUACGUUUUUGACGAGAAGCCGAUACACAUGCAGCCCACUUAUUUUCAAUUGGCUGAUAUUCGUAGCAUUAUGGAGUGUUCUAAUGCGGAAAGUCAAGAGCUGGUAAAACAUCCAGAAAUCGAAAACUUUGAGCUAAACUUUUCAGAUCUCGAUUUUGAGCUAAACUUUACAGAUCUUGAUUUUGAUUUUCGAGAUAACAUCUUGGAUUUCAGUGAUUACUUCGCUGAACGUCUUGAUUGCGAGAAUAUACAAAUAUGA
Molecule: messenger RNA, 2565 nt
Organism: Priceomyces carsonii
Lineage: Eukaryota; Fungi; Ascomycota; Pichiomycetes; Serinales; Debaryomycetaceae
Product: Zn(II)2Cys6 transcription factor
Exons: 1
Coding region: 1-2565 (854 amino acids)
Biological process (GO): regulation of transcription by RNA polymerase II
Cellular component (GO): nucleus
Molecular function (GO): zinc ion binding; RNA polymerase II cis-regulatory region sequence-specific DNA binding; DNA-binding transcription activator activity, RNA polymerase II-specific
Source: RefSeq, a predicted model, not a curated record